This is a messenger RNA of Parnassius apollo (apollo), 357 nucleotides long. The record is from the annotation of a GenBank genome assembly. Lineage: Eukaryota; Metazoa; Arthropoda; Insecta; Lepidoptera; Papilionidae.
AUGCUUACCUCAAAGUGUUUAAAAGGAGUCGUUACUGGAUAUCCACUAGCUAUUAAUGCAACAGAUGUGAAAAUAUCUGAAGUUGACUUUAACCCAGAAUUUAUCUCUCGCGUUAUUCCCAAAUUAGAUUGGGAGGUUUUGUGGAAGGCUGCAGAAAGUAUCGGACAUAGUGAAGGACUGCCGCAAACAAUAGAGCCUAAGUUUGAAGAUAACGAGGAGUUUUUACGAAAAGCUCACAAAGUGUUGUUAGAAGUUGAAGUAGAAGAAGGUUAUCUCACAUGUCCCGAGUCUGGAAGACAAUUUCCAAUUUCAAAAGGCAUUCCUAAUAUGUUAUUAACAGAAGCUGAAGUACAAUAA